Molecule: messenger RNA, 1889 nt
Organism: Nerophis ophidion (straightnose pipefish)
Lineage: Eukaryota; Metazoa; Chordata; Actinopteri; Syngnathiformes; Syngnathidae
Product: tripartite motif-containing protein 16-like
Exons: 7
Coding region: 151-1680 (509 amino acids)
Molecular function (GO): protein binding; zinc ion binding
Source: RefSeq, a predicted model, not a curated record
UUUUGUCACACAUCGCGUCAGUCAUGCAGUUUCACUGAAGCUGCUAAGAUCAAGAAGUCCUCCUUGAGUGUUUGGCUGUGGCUCUCAACGAAUUUGUGGAUUUGUUCAAUUUUCACUUUAACAGGACGUCUCUACAAACUCCAAAGCAAAAUGUCCCACGCCGGAACUCUGGAUUUAGACCGAAGUAGCACCUUGGACCAAUCCCGCCGGUCCACAAGUCGUACCCUGACCAGGAACCAGGCCAAGCACGGCGAGGUCAUGUGCGACUUCUGCACCACAAGAAAGCAGAAGGCUGAGAAGUCCUGUUUGGUCUGCUUGGCGUCUUACUGUGAUACCCACCUGCAGUCCCACUACGACUACCCUGCCUUGAUGAAGCACAAACUGGUCAAAGCCACGGGUCAGAUGAGGGAGAAGAUCUGCGCUCAGCACGACAAACUCCUGGAAGCCUUUUGUCGCACCGACCAGACGUCGGUGUGCGUCCUGUGCAUGAUGGACGAGCACAAACAUCACGACAUCGUCCCAGCCGGGACUGAGAGGACGGAGAAACAGAAACAACUUGGAGCCACGCUGCACAAAUCCCAGCACAGGAUUGACGAGAGGGUGAAAAAGUGGCAGGAUCUCCGACAAGCGGUGGAAGCUGUUAAACACUCAGCUGAGUCAGUCUUGGAGGAGAACGAGCGCAUCUUCACCGAACUUCUCCUGUCCAUCGAGAGGAAGUACAAUGAAAUCAAAGAAAUGAUCCGCCUACACGAAAAGACCACAGUGAACCGCGGGGAGAUUGUUCUCGAUCGUUUGGAGGAAGAGGUCACCCUGCUGAAGAAGAAACACUCUGACCUGGAGAAGCUGUCGCACACCGACGACCACAUUCACUUUUUGCAGAGCUGGCAGUCUCUGUCAGGACCUUCAGGAUACGAGGACCUGAACAACAUCAGCAUCGCUCCAUACUCCUCCUUCGACGCCACCAAGAGAGCUAUCGCCGCCCUGAAAUUACAAGUGGAGGAAGUCAGCAAGAAAGAAACGAGUAAAAUAUCUGCAGCGGUGAAAGAAGUCUACGUCACGGAAGAAAGCGGGAAAACUACAAGAACAGAAUCAGUUCUGCCAGAAUCAAGAGCCACAGAAGAACCGAAGACCAGGGCAGAUUUCCUGAAAUACGCUUGUCAGCCCAUUCUGGAUGUCAACACUGCCCACCCCAACCUUUACCUCUCUGAGGGGAACCGGACAGCAGUAAUGAAGAAUGACCCUAAAAACUAUCCCGACCACCCGGAACGAUUCGAUCACUGGCAGCAGGUGGUGUCCAAGGAGGGCCUGGUAGGAACUCGAUGCUACUGGGAAGUGGACUGGAAGGGAACGGAGAUCGACGUGGCCAUCACCUACAGGGGAAUAUUCCGUAAAGGAAACAAUAACGUGUGCAGCCUGGGCUGGAACAACAAAUCCUGGAGCCUCUACUGCUCCCAGUCCAAAUACUCUUUCGUGCACAACAAUAAGAGCGUGGACAUACCCGUCCCGAGGUCGUCACGCAUCGGUGUCUACCUGAAUCACGCAGCAGGUAUUCUGGCCUUUUACAGCGUGGCUGAGAGCAUGCAGCUUCUCUACAAAGCGUACACUACUUUUACUGAGCCGGUGUACCCUGCAUUCAGUGUGUGGGGGUACGGUACCACCAUUCGAAUAAAGGAAAGUUAAAUAGACAGGUAAAUCUAAUUCGAUCCAUUUUUUCAAUUGUCUUGGAACAGUAUCUAUACAAGUGCAGUAUGAAAAUGAUUUAAGUGCAUAUUUAAAUGCAAUCGGUUUUAUUUUGUAGUCUUCAAAAGAUUAGCACAUUUUCCCUGUAUUUUUUAGAAUCACUGUACUGUAUCUAUUCUUGACUUUAAUAAAGUUUUGUAAACCUUUAA